AUGAGCUUCUACAACUACUACGGCGGCCUGGGCUGCGGCUACGGCUGCGGCUACGGCGGCUACGGCUGCGGCUACGGCGGCUACGGCGGCUACGGCUGCGGCUACGGCGGCCUGGGAUGUGGCUACGGCUGUGGCUGCAGAUACACCUGCUACCGUCCGUGCUGCUAUGGAAGAUACUUCUUCUAA
This is a messenger RNA of Pteronotus mesoamericanus, 186 nucleotides long. Its product is annotated as keratin-associated protein 21-1-like. Bases 1 to 186 code for a protein of 61 amino acids. NCBI's taxonomy places the organism in Eukaryota, Metazoa, Chordata, Mammalia, Chiroptera, Mormoopidae. The record is from RefSeq and is a predicted model, not a curated record. The transcript has a single exon.